This is a messenger RNA of Linum trigynum, 2118 nucleotides long. The record is from the annotation of a GenBank genome assembly. NCBI's taxonomy places the organism in Eukaryota, Viridiplantae, Streptophyta, Magnoliopsida, Malpighiales, Linaceae.
AUGACGCGCAGUUUGUAGGAAGAACUGAUCUGCCAUUGCCUAGGCCAUUUUCAGUCAAUUACAUUACAUGUGCACGUUCUGGGUCGUGCUCUGUCUGUCUGUCUGUCUAUGUGAACGAACUGUAAGGCGAAUUCACAACGAUAAUAAGUAUAUAUUGGUUGCGUUUGUUGGAUCAAUAUCAGUAUACGCGAACGGUGGGAGAAGCGGCAGAGUAAUGGAGAAGGCAUUCAGCGAGGAAGACGUUACUACCACAGCAGCACUGGACGUGGCAGCAGAAAUUCAACUGGCUUUAACUCACUCUGCUGCUACACCAGCUGCCGACCACCUCAAAAGACUGGGCCUUGAAAGGUACGUACCACAUCAUUCAUGAAUUCACGUAUAUAUAUAACGUUCAAUCCUUUUCUCCUUUUGUUUAGUAAUUGUAUUUGUACGUGCAACACUCUGUACAAGAGUAGUUAUGGCGAAAGUGACAAUUGUGACAUGUUGGCAUUAUGGCAUGCGUACUUUGUGUUCGUGCAUGCCAUUAUAUCGUCUGCUACGUGCAUGAGAUUAUUGGGAUAACACAUAAUAACUCUUCUUGUACUUCGUUCAUCAUCAGGGCCAGAAAAUUUGGGUGGCACGAUACUUACACCUUCACAAAAGCUAUGGGAGAGAUGAUGUUGGGGGAUUACAUAAAAGACAUGUCGUCGGCGAUAUUGACAAACUCCAACAAAGUGCCCAUUGUUGUACUUCGACCGAGUAUCAUUGAAGGCAGUUAUGCGCAUCCAUUCCCCGGCUGGAUUGAAGGAAACAGGUGUCUAUCUAUCAAGACCCUUUUUAUGAUAUAGUAACUAUUUAAUUUUUUUUGGUUUGCUGGAUCAUUAUAACCUAAUUUUUAAGUGGUAAUAGCAUUUUAUAUUCUAAUGCCAUUCUUAAAGCAAACAUAUUCCACACAAACAUGUACAUAACAGAACAUACCCUUUUGUCCAAAUUUUACUUAGUUAACCGUUAAAAUGAGUAGAAAAUGACAAAUUACCUCUCACUUAUUUUCAUAUUUUUCUUAAUUUUUUAAGAAAUAAAAAACUAAAAUUAAAUUAAUUUUUAAAAUCUUAUUUUUCUACUCCUUUUAGUUAUUUGUUCACGUUUCUUUAAUUCUACUGAAAAAAUUAUAUAAUAAUUGAGGGAAAUUUAAUCAUUUCUCAUCUCCUAACAAUCAGUUAAUGGAAUUUAUAAUAGAGAUGUAUUUGUUAACUUACAAUAGUACAAAUAAGAAUGAGCAAUGGGAUAAGAAAAUAAUAAUUGCUGAAACCACUUUCUCGGAGCUAGGGUUUCUGGCUUAGCUGUGCUUGCGAAUGGCUUCUCCGUCAAUGGGGUGGCCCACCGAUGGCCGCCGGUCGCCUGACCCUACUGCAGGGACAAGGAGACCCCCCACAGCUACAUCUUCACCUAAUACCGCUGCAGAAAAAGAAACGGAACAGAUGAGGAAACGUUUGAAGCAAUCCUACGCAUGCCAACUCUUCGAGUCGGAGGCUAUGGCAGAGGAUUUCCCAAACCUGAACUCGUCACCUGGAAGCCCGCAGGUGAAGGGUACUGAACCACCGCCCUCGGCAUGGACAUGUCGGCGUUUGUUUAGCGAGUUGAUUGGUGAUGAUGCUUGGUAUGUGGCCGAAUCGGACUCAGAGGAGGUCGCUGAAACGAUGAAGGACGACGAACUGGAUGAUAUGAUCCCUGACGAUGAUGAUCCGUUGUGUCCUACAAUCCCAUUCAAAGCAAUGGAAAAGAUCCGGUACUGGAGGAAGUGGCGGUCUUCCCUGAUCGUAAAGGUCUUGGACCGUUAUUUCCCUUUCUCGGUCUUGUCAAAGAGACUGGAAACUUUGUGGGCAAAACAUGGAGGACUCCAAAUCUAUAGCCUCUCGUUUGGUUUCUACGUGGUUUGCUUUACCAGUCAGAUGGACUACGAGCAAGCUGCGGCGGGAGGUCCAUGGAUGAUUGGAGGCCAUUACCUCAACGUUCGGCCUUGGAGGAAGGGUUUUCCACCCGCAUUUUGCUGAGGUAGCCUCCACAAUGGUGUGGGGCGACUACCUAAACUUCCUCUGGAGUUUUUAUUGUGAGGAGGCCGAAUGAAUUGGCCAACGUAUC